Eleginops maclovinus (Patagonian blennie) is the source of this 3482-nucleotide messenger RNA. RefSeq names its product toll-like receptor 13. Gene Ontology annotation, cellular component: plasma membrane. The transcript is spliced from 7 exons. NCBI's taxonomy places the organism in Eukaryota, Metazoa, Chordata, Actinopteri, Perciformes, Eleginopidae. The coding region runs from base 114 to 2858 and encodes 914 amino acids. Gene Ontology annotation, molecular function: transmembrane signaling receptor activity; protein binding. Gene Ontology annotation, biological process: immune response; inflammatory response; toll-like receptor signaling pathway. The record is from RefSeq and is a predicted model, not a curated record.
CAGCUCUAAACAACAACAUCCUUCCUCAAAAUGAUUAGGGUUUAUUUAGACGUUAAAACAAGAAGUGCAGUUAGAUCAAGUAAAGCAGCAUAAGAAGAAGAAUAAGGAAAAAGAUGGUGCGAACCGCCAUCUUCCUUCUGCUGCUCAACACCUCGUGCUGCUGUGGUUACGGCUUUAAGAGCUGCUUUAUGUCCUACCCCGGGACCGGCAACAUGUGGUGCAGCAAACAGCACAUAGCUGACCUCACUGAUGUCCUGAGCAAGAUCCCAGAUAACACAACAAAACUUAACCUGCGCAAGAACAUGAUCAAGGUCAUCCCACCUGGAUCAUGGAGGCAUCUGUUUGGGCUUAAAUACCUGGACAUGAGCCAGAACAAGCUGGCAUAUCUGAAAGGAGGAGAAUUCAGAGACCUGGGUGUCCUGAAUUUACUCAACCUUAGCAGUAACAACAUCUCACACAUCAACUCUAAUAGCUUUCAUGGGCUAAGUAUGCUACAAACCCUGCUUCUGGAUCAAAACAAACUUGGCACAAUCUCUCUGGUCAUCUUUAAGUCCCUACCAGUGAUUACACAUGUCGAUCUGUCCAUGAACAAGCUCAAGUGGCUCAGCUGUGGGGAGUCUGGUGGAUCUUCCACUCUUCAGCGUCUUGAUCUUUACAGAAACAGCCUCCGGAGUAUUAAUGUGAGCUGUUUUCCUGCCCUUCAGGACACCACUCUCUCCUACAACCCAAGGCUGAAGCUAAAUUCUGACGUUUUUACCUCGAACCCCAGGCUGAAGAUCCUGCAGUGUAGGGGAAUAAAAGCAGGACAGCUGAUGGGACUCUCGGCAGAGACAAAGAGGAAUCUUUCUUGGGUCUCUUUUUCUCUGUUCAUAGAGAAAUCUCCAUUGACCAUAUGCGGGCUGCUGAAAGGAAUGGAGCAGCUUGAUAGGGUUGAGGUCAACUUGAAGAAUUCCAGGUUACCAGAGACGAACUCAAGCCUCCUGGACUGUGACACUCCACGUAUGGUGAUACUUAAUUUUGCAAAGCUCGAGAAUGUUGCCCAGUUAUCAUUUGGUAGGGGUAAUACGAGCCAACUCUACUUAAACAAAUGUGGUCUGAAGCAGAUAUCUCGUACUACAUUCGAGGGGUACCCAGGAUUGAAAAAACUGCAGCUAAACGGAAAUUCACUCGACAUUCAGCAAGACACAUUCCAAGGACUGACCCAACUUACGUUACUAAGCAUGGACAGCAGCAAAGUUCAUGACAUCAACCCCAACUGGUUUGUCCCCCUGAAGAAGCUGACUCGCCUGUCUCUCAUUAAUAAUGAAAUCACUUGGUUGACAUUUAAUGUAUUCAGCAAACUUACUAACCUUGAGGCGCUCUACCUGCAGUUUAACUUGUUGAAAUACAUCACCAAUAAGCCCUUCAGUAGGUUGCGGAGGCUACUAAAGCUCAACCUCAGCAUGAACAGCAUUAUUUUCAUUAAAGACCACACCUUUGAAGACCUGAUCAACCUCAGAAUGAUGGACUUAAGUGGGAACCGCAUAAAGAUGCUGUCAACAUAUAUUCUGUGUGGCCUGACCAAUUUGAGGAGAAUGGUUUUGUACAAUAACCGCCUCCAUUUUAAACACUAUGACGCCCCUUUCAUCAACCUAACUUCCCUUGAGUUUCUGGACAUGCUAUACCAGGGGCCCGGAGGUCAAGGCAUUGGCGUCAUUGGACCAAAUUUCUUCAAAGGUCAAACUCGACUUCUCGAGUUCCAGAUUGGAGAAAGCCUAAUGGUAGACUUCCACCGUGACGCCUUUGUUCCUCUAAUCAAUUUGGAAAUACUGUUCAUAAAUGGAGUGGCUAUGAAAAAUACCAACCUGAGCGCAGUAUUGUCCCCUCUGAAAAAGCUGAAAAAACUGACCCUCCACAGAGUAGACCUUGAUGUUCUGCCUGCCAACCUGCUGCCUCCUGAUAACACCCUGGAGUUUAUGAACAUUUGGUCAAACCACCUUCACACUGUGGACAAAAAGAUGCUGAAGGCUCUGCCAAGAUUGCUUGUAUUGACCGUUUCAGAUAACCCGAUCAGUUGUACUUGUGACAAUGCCUGGUUCAAGACCUGGGCCAUCCAGAACACUCAAAUACAGGUGCCCUUCUUUUACGACAUUCGGUGUGAUAACUACAGGAAAUUUCCCUUCCUGUGGCAGUUUGACGAAAAGGCGUGCUCCUUUGAAUACAUUUCCUUCAUCCUCUUCAUCUCCAGCUCUGUGGUGGACCUUUUGUUUGUAUGUGUGUGUCUGGCCUGGCAAACACAGGGCCCCACUCUGCGCUACCUUCUGCUUGUCCUCAGGGCAAAACUACGUGGACGCACAAGCGCCAAAUUCCAGUAUGAUGCAUUCAUCUCCUACAGCUCUAAAGACGAGGGCUGGGUGAUGGAGCAGCUGGUUCCCAACCUGGAGAGGCCUGCUGCUGGAUGUGCACCUGGGCUCCGGCUGUGCCUCCACCACAGAGACUUCCGACCCGGCGCUGCUGUUCUGGAGAACAUCGAGGCCGCCAUUUACGGUUCUCGCCACACCAUCUGUGUGGUGACGCGUAAUUUCCUGCAAAGCGAGUGGUGCUCCAUGGAGUUUCAGCUGGCCAGUCUGAGGCUUUUAUACGAUGGCAGUGACGUCCUGCUGCUGGUGUUCCUGGAGGAGAUACCUGAACGCUUCCUGUCUCCCUACACACGCUUGUGCAAGAUUGUUCGCAAGAAGACCUACCUGCUGUGGCCGGAGGAACCACAGGAGCGGAACACCUUCUGGAUCAGACUGAUCGAUGCUUUAAAAGACAAAGAGGAGGAGGAUGAGGAAGGAGAAGGAGGUGGAGAAUAUGAUAUGGCACGGCUAAUUGGCUAAAACAAAUGCUAAAUGUUUCAACAUAUCCAUAAUUCAAUUUUCACAGACCGACUGAAGCAUUGACGCAAUCCAACAUAAUAUAUAAACAGCAAUUUAGUGUUGUUGAGUUACUGAGUUAAACUUGUUGCUUUCCGUUUGUUGUGGCUUCUUGUUGACAUCAUGCUGCCUAGUAAAAAGCAGAACAUGUUCACAGCAGGGUACUUUCCAGAGAAGAAUAGAAUGGUCUUUUAAUAAUAGUGUGCAUUAAGUUGAUAUGUGAAGCUGGUUUCCAGUAAAAAAAAAGUGAGGACUUGGAAAGUUUUAUAAUUUCACUGUAAUUACCUUUUUUUGGGCUUUUAAAGUUUUGUGUGCUCUGUUUCAUGACAUGUUCUAAAGCGUGUUUUAUUUUAAGUAUAUUUAUCAUGAGAAAUUGGAGAAAAAUUUACCAGUUUAGUCCAUUUGACUUUUUUUUAGGGCAUUUUGUAGACUGAACCAAUCGGUUUUAAAAAAGGUAUUUUUAUACUAUAAAAAGCUAGCAUUGAAAAGUAAAUAUAUGCAUUUGUCCUAUUGCUUCAAGAUUACUUUGUGUUGGAAAAAAUGUAAAAUCAGGAGUCUUUAAUAAAAUAAAAACAAAGUGUCUGAAAA